Molecule: messenger RNA, 5535 nt
Organism: Nothobranchius furzeri (turquoise killifish)
Lineage: Eukaryota; Metazoa; Chordata; Actinopteri; Cyprinodontiformes; Nothobranchiidae
Product: immunoglobulin-like and fibronectin type III domain-containing protein 1
Molecular function (GO): protein binding
Source: RefSeq, a predicted model, not a curated record
UCAUUUCCUUCUCCUUAAUAACCCACUCACAUUCAGCAUCGAACCAUCUCACCAAAGAAAGCCUGAACAUCUACUUUCUUGAGGAAGGAGGAAAACAAACACUUUUACUCAUCUGGACAAACUCGGACGCUCUAGAUCAAUUGUAUUCAGUCAACUAUUGUCAAGAUGUGGAAAAGAUCAAAGAACGCGAGCCAGCCUUCCUCCAGAUCAUGUUUCUCCCUUGUUCAUCAGUACAUUCUGCAUUUUAAUGAGGUGUCAGGAAACAAGUCAGCUGUCAUCCGGAGACGAUCAAAGACUCCAGGAGUGAUGAUCACUCAAAGUAUAGUAAAUUUACCCGAAGGCAAAAGCACGCCAGACUUCCAGUGCAAACCGAUACCAGUUACUGUCCAGGAAGGAAAACCAGUAGUUUUCAAGGCUGUGGUGACAGGAUCUCCUAAACCAGAUGUUACAUGGAAACGAGCAAAAGGAAACCUUUCAGACAAGGAAAAAUUCCUCAGAAAGUGCAAGGAAUCAACCGGGGAAUAUAUAUUAGAGAUUCGGAAUGUUACUGCAGCUGAGGCAGAUACAUACAAAUGCUGUGCAGUGAAUGAAUAUGGAAAAGCUGUCUGCUCCACAACCCUAACUGUAGUUGAUGGCUCAACAAACCCUGAAGAUUUCAGAAAAUUGCUGAAGAAAAGUAAACUGGAGAAAGCAGAUGGAGAGAACGAUGAAAGGUUCUGGGAUGCGAUGCUGAAUGCUGACAGAAAAGACUACGAGCGCAUCUGCUCUGAAUACGACGUUUCAGACCUACACCUGAUUCUCAAAAAGCUUGAAGAUAAAAGGAAAGCAAGAGGACAGAACUAUGAGGAUGAGGAUGAUUGCUGUGAUGAUGACUCAGAGAAAAGUGGCAUCAGAAGGUCUGGAAGGACAAAUGCAGUCAGAAUCAACAACGUGCUGCAAAAUGACUCGGGCCUGCACAUGGCGGACGUUGGAGAGAUCAACCUUCACAACAAACAGCUAAAAGAAGCAGGUCCUAAGGAGGAUCUACUUCCAAAAGAGUUCAAACUUUCCAAUGUAGGUUUUGUGAUCAGAAUUCAAGAGAUUACUGCUGAAGAGAAAGAUCACGCCCUCUUUGAGUGUGUUCUGACACACCCCCUUUCUACAAUAACUUGGAUGAAAAAGGGUAUCGUUCUAGAAGAUGGAGAGAAGUACAAUAUAACUGUAUCAGGAGAAAAACUGAUUCACAGGCUGUUGAUCAAAGACUGCAACAAAAUGGAUAAAGGGAUUUAUUCGGCCAUUGCUGGCAUCACUUCCUGUAGUGCCUGGCUGGUGGUAGAAGCUCAGAAAAACUCUUCUGUUGGUAAGAAGACAGUACGUAAAUCUGCACUGGCUAGUGGAGCUGAAACUGACUUGGAAACAGUGGCCAAAGAGCAGCAAAUAAAAAACCAACAGGAAAUGGAAAAGAUCUUAAAGGCUGUGAAAGCAAAACAAGCUGCUGGAAAACUGAAGGAAGAAAAGGUUUUAAGAAGUGGUGAAGACUUGAAUGAAAAUAGAAGACCAAGCAAAAUCUUAGAAGGCCACAAAGAGAGAACGUUGGAUGACUUGGAGAGCACAGCAGAAGAUGGAAAGAAACCAAAAGAAGGAGGAAGCAAGAACAAAAAACCUAUAAAUAUUUGCAAAGAUUUCAACAAGGUAGAAGAGUUCAGUGAUGAAGAUGAUGAUGAAGAUGAUGGAGACCAGCAUCAACUCCCUACCACAAGUCAACAUGAGUCUAGCAAAGAUGAGGACCUUACAAAGAAUGUGAGAACCCAAAGGAAAUCUAAAAAAGUCCAUUGGAAAAGACUUACUCUAGAACAAAAUGAACAAGUAAGUGAGGAUGAGUCAGGUGACACUGAUGACAUCAAGGACUCUGCCGAACCGAGGGAACAACAAAGUAGUUCAAAGCAAUGCAAAGAGUCGAAGGAACCAGCGAGUGGCAAACAUCUGUGUCAUGAAAGCCACAGUGAGUGUGAUGUGACUGAAGACAUGAAUGACUCAUCAACUCAAACACGACGUAAAAGACACAUCCCCCUGAUAACAGACUCUGUAAUUGAUCCGGGGGUUCAUUUCAUCAGUGGUUUGUCUGACGUGGAUGCCAUUAUCCAUGAGCCAGCUGAGUUGACAUGUAAACUCAGCAGUGAGGACUGUGAGGGAACCUGGUUCAGAGAUGGCAAGAAGAUUUUCCCUGAUGACAGUUUCUCCAUCACCAAAGAUGGACCAGUCCAUAAAUUAAUGAUCCUGAAAUGUGAGGAAGAGCAUUCUGGGAAAUAUCGUUUUGAAGCAGAUGGUCGGAAAACAGAGGCGAGGUUCAUCGUCAAAGAUCCACCCAGGUUUGACCCUGAAGACCUCAACAUUUUCAUCAAGCCUCUGGCAGUCAAAGUGGGACACCACGCCAUUUUCAAACUUCAGUUUGUUGGCUACAAACCAAUAAAAAUUCAGUGGUACAGAGAUGGAGAAGAGCUCCAAGAAGACAACAACAUAAAGAUUGAGAAAUCUGCCGGUCAUAGCCGCCUGCUCCUGAUCAGAUGUCAGAGGAGAGACACAGGAGAGAUAAAGAUAAAACUAAAGAAUGAUCAUGGAUUUGCUGAGGCAAUCUCACAGCUCAUUGUGCUUGACAAGCCAUCUGCCCCUCUGGGUCCUGCAGAAGUCAUGGAGAGCUCAGCUACAUGUAUUGAACUGAAGUGGCGACCUCCAAAAGAUGAUGGUGGAUCACCUGUGAUAAGCUACAUACUAGAGCGUCAACAAGUGGGUCGAAACACCUGGAAAAAAAUAGGAGAAAUACCAGGUGUGCCCAGCUACCGUGACACAGAUGUGGACCGUGGACGGAAAUACUGCUACCGCAUCCGAGCAGUGACGUCAGAGGGAACAAGUGAUGAGAUGGAGACGGAUGACAUGCAAGCUGGCAAGUUUGCUUUUCCAGGUCCUCCAGCACCUCCUAAGGUGGUCGGUUCUCUCAGUGACUGCAUAACCCUUUCAUGGGCUCCACCAACUAAAACAGGAGGUUCUCGCAUCCUGGGCUACAUUUUGGAGAAACGUAAAAAGGGCAGCAAUCUCUGGACUGUUGCAAAUGCAUCUGAUGAGUUAGUAACAGAGAAGAGAUGUGCAGUGAGGGAUGUUGUGGAGGGUAUAGAGUACGAGUUCAGAGUUUGCGCCAUCAACCUCUCAGGAGCGGGGGAAUUCAGCAACCCUUCAGAAUUUGUUUUUGCACGAGAUCCUAAAAAACCUCCUGGUAAAGUGAUGGGCCUGAAGGUAACAGAAACAUCGCACACCAACAUGAUUCUGACUUGGACUAAACCUGAGGAGAAACCAGGCGAGCAGGAUGAGGCGAAAGGAUACUUUGUUGAGAUUCGACAGGCAGAUUGCCUUGAAUGGUCUCGCUGUAACAGCAGCCCCGUCAUCAUGACAUCGUUUAAUGUGAAAGGCCUUAAAUCGAUGGGCAUGUACUGGGUGAGAGUCAUUGCUAUGAAUGAUGGAGGAGAGAGUGCACCAGAGGAGCUACCCAGAUAUGUCCUUGCGGUGCCUUUACCUGUGAGGCCAAGGUUCACAAACACCAAGAUGAAGAGUUUCAUGGUGGUGAGGGCGGGGAACUCCGUCAGGGUCACUGUCAACUUUGAGGCCUCUCCAAGACCAGAGACUACCUGGUUAAAGGACAACGUUCCCGUGACAAAGCGUGCUACAGUCAGUAACUCUGACGGCUCAUCGCAGCUGCUGAUUCCUAGCUCUGAGCGUUCUGAUUCAGGCAUCUAUUCAGUUUUGUUGAAAAAUUUUGCCGGGCAGGAAACAUUCAGCACAGAAGUCAGGGUUACAGAUGAUCCAAAUCCUCCUGGCCCAGUGGAGCUGGAGGAAAACGUUCCCGGUACUGUAACUGUGAUCUGGACACCUUCUCCUGAUGAGAAGCUGGAUGACCGUCUUCACUACACAGUGUUGAAAUUGGACUCUAAUAAACACACAUGGACCACAGUGGCUGAUAGACUCUUUAACAACAAGUUCACAGUUUGCAAUAUUCUACAAGGGAGGGAGUAUCACUUCAGGGUGUAUGCCAAAAAUGACAUGGGCACAUCAGCACCUUCAGAGUCACCAACCUGGGGCAAGGAGAAGAAGAAAAAUAAAAUGAUGGUUACUGAAGCUACGUGUAAGGCGUGCGACUUACGUUGCGCUCCUACAUUUAUUGUUCCUCUGAAGCUUCAGACUGCAACUGUAGGUUAUGAAUGUCAUAUGAGCUGUGCUGUGAAGGGAAACCCAGCACCUCGUGUCACCUGGUACCGAAACCACGUCAGUCUGAACACUGACACCAACUAUUACAUCUCCAACACCUGCGGAGUUUGCUCCUUGCUGAUCCUUCGAGUUGGUCCCAAAGACACGGGGGAGUACUCUGUGGUUGCUGAGAACAGUUUAGGACGAGCAGAAUGCACCACAGUGAUCAGUGUCAGAGAAUGAAGAAACCAAUGUUGUCUCUUUUUAUGGGUGAUGAGAGGAUCUUACUUAUUCACAAUCAUGCAGAUGAUGUAAUUUUUUAGUUGGGCAUUUGUGAAAACAAAAGUAAAAGUACCAAUAUUUAAAAAAUCACAUUCCUGUUUCCUGUUGAAUGUUUUAGUCCUGUCUGAGUUGAGUUGAGAGUUGGUGGAAAUAGAAGUCUCUUUUACGAAACAAUGUUGCCAAUUUGCCACAACGCUGAGCCAGCAUCAGGGAGCUUUAGGUUGUUUAUACGUGGUCAAACUGUGGCGGUAAUGUGUCUCAAUCGUGUCCUUUUUACAAAAAGUUACACAAUGGCGGUGUAAAGGAGCUAUGGGGGUGGUUGCUGCGCUGCCGCAGACUUCUGUUUAUCUAGGACAUAACUGGCUUUUCUUUCCAUCAAAACCGCGCUCAUGAGCCGCUCCUAAAGGUGUCUGUCCUCCACAGUCCCUGUGCAGUCUCUGGUGAUCAGACCUCCAGCUUUAACAGAGAAGCUCUGGGAGCGCAGCAUCACUCCAGUUUAUCUAAUUACAAAAGCUACUUUCAUUUUCAAUUUAGUCUCCAGCAGGAGCUUGACAGUAACUCCCCACGUGAUCAUGACACCUCCCUCUGUUGUGCCAAGGCAUAAAAUGCAUUCACAAGUCCGAUGUUGCGAUAAUAUUACACACAAAUGCUGCUAAAUUCCGCAAAGCCAUGUCACUAUGGUGCGUUUAUAAGACACACUGUAGCAGCAGUAUGACGCUGAUUUGCCAGCAUGGUGUGUCUUCUAGAAACAUCUAUAGAAACAAUGAAAUUUUUAGAAAUCUUUGCUUUAUAUGUCGGUCUAGCCACACUCCAUUGUUGCCUCAGCAAGCCAGAAAACUCUUCUGCCUUGCCAACCACAGCUCACUGUCAGUUUGGUGGGCCAGUCAUGGCACUUUAUCGGUUUGGCAGCCAGGGUGUUACUGCGACUGAGCAAAAAAACAAAGAUGGUAACAACUUGUCUGAAACGGCUCUAGCAUCAACUCUAGACUACUUUGGCUUUUUUUUUUUUUGAGUCAAGAGGCUGAAUUUGAGUCUCCAUCA